AUAGUACGUUUUAGGUUGCACGUGUGCGGUAUUGUGCAGUUUUGUUUUGCUUCAUGAGCUUGAUUUAAUUUAUCCCAAAACUCGAACUAAAACAAUGGUGGCCAAGGGCAAAAAGGCCAGUGCCGAUGCGGUUUACGCCAAAAAGACGGUGAAAUCGGCCAAUCCCUUCGACAACUCGUCGGCGCAGACGAGUAAGCGUGGACAGAACCAGAAUCCCUUCGAUGUGCACGUCAACAAGGAAAAGUUCAAGAUUCUGGGCAGGAUCUGCAAGCAUGACAGGGGAAUGCCGGGCGUGUCGCGGGCCAAGGCUCUGCAGAAGCGUGCCCAAACACUGGGUCAGCAGUUCGCCGUGAAGCACAAGACCAACCGGUUUAAGGACAACCGAAUUGGCAAGCAUUUAAGCGGCGAUCAGCUCACGGAAUCCGUGAUGAACGCCCGCUAUCUGGCCGAAAAGAUGUCCCAGGUGCGCUCCAACCAGAAGGCGGAGAAGUUCAACCUCAACGACGACGAACUGCUGACCCACAGGGGCCAAACUCUGGAAGAGAUCGAGCAGUACAGGGACGAGCGGUCCGAUGACGAGGAGCUAGACGACGAAGCCCUAGAUGCCGACUUCACAUCUGCUGCUCACUUUGGAGGCGAUGGCGACACCGCCCAAGAUCGGCAGUCAGCCAUCGAUGAGAUGAUCGUCGAGCAGAAACGCCGCAAGAACGAAAUCGCAAAGGAGAAGGACGAGGUGUACGAUCUCACCGAGAAACUGGAUGCCAACUACAAGCUCCUGCUGCCGCUGGUGGCCAAGGCCACCAAAGAUGAGCAGGACGCCAAGCCGCCACCAGAUGCCUACGACAAACUGCUCAAGGAGAUGAUCUUCGAGCCGCGCGGCAGUGUCACGGAUAAGCUAAUCAAUCCCGAUGAGUUGGCCAAACAGGAGGCGGCUCGUCUGGAGAAGCUGGAAAACGAGCGACUGCGACGCAUGCGGGCCGAUGGUGAGGAGGAUGAGCAGGCCUCCGUUUCACAGCCCAAACAUCGUUCAGCGGAUGACCUGGACGAUGGGUACUUCUUGGCUGGCGACGAUGAUGCCGAAGAUGAUACCCUGGCCUACGACUUGGAGGGCAAUCUGGGCACACAUCUCAAUGGGAAAAAAGAAGCCAAGAAGGAGGAUGAGGAGGAAGAUGGUGAAGAGGGCGACGAAGAGGAGGAGGAGGACUCCGAUGAGGAGAGCGAUUCGGACGUCGAUAAUCUGAGUGAUCUCAAGGAAUCCGAGAGUGAAUCCGAGGCAGAGGAAACUCCUCAAAUCAGCAAAAAGAAAGCAAAGAAAUCGGAACAAACUCCUGCCUCGUUAGAUACCAGUAUACCUUUCACCAUCAAAAUGCCCAAGUCUUACGAAGACUUCACUGAACUCCUUGCCAAACACGCUGCUCCCCAGCAGGCCACCAUAAUCGAAAGGAUCAUUAAAUGCAAUCAUCCCAAACUGGAAGGCGUGAAUCGUGAAAAUGUGGUCAAGUUGUACUCGUUCCUGCUCCAGUAUAUCAAGGAUUUGUUUGAGGAUGCCAGCGAGCUGGACAUACGUGAACAUUUUCAACUGCUCUCAAAGUUUAUGCCACAUUUGUAUGAGCUGACGCAAUUGAAUCCCGAACGAAUGUCCAAUACAUUACUGGAAGUGAUCAAAGAGAAGUAUGGGGAGUUCAGGAAAAACCACAAGUUGUAUCCUUCGCUAGAGAUACUGGUUUACUUCAAACUGGUGGCCAACAUAUACUCCACAUCAGAUUUCCGUCAUCCGGUGGCCACGCCUUGCUUUGUUUUCAUGCAGCACAUCCUGUCCAGAUCGCGAGUGCGAACGCGUCAGGAAAUAUCAAUGGGUCUCUUUCUGGUCACCGUGGUCUUGGAGUUUGUGUCGCAAUCCAAAAGAGUUCUCCCAGCUGUUUUUAACUUCCUGCAAGGCAUUCUACACAUGUCCAUACCCAAGCGGGAUGUGGAGCAACUCGAUAUCACGCCACCCUUUGAGCGGGAUGGACCUUUGAGCAAACUCCUGGCACUCCCAGCAAAUAAGGAAUGCCAGAAACUGGAGCCCCAACAGCUUCAGGCUGCGGACUUGGUCACCCAAACAGUCACUCCAGACUUCAAGGUUCGGGCACUGGACACAACUCUCCUGCUGAUCAAGGAAGCUCUUCAGCUGGUGGAGGAGCAUGUGGGUGCCUGCUACUUGGCCAAGCCCUUCCUGAGGUUACUCGCCCGCCUGCCACUUGACUCGUAUCCCGACCAUGUGCAUCUGCACCACAAGGAAGCAACCCAACUGGCCGAAAGGCUGGCUGAGCAGAAGAUGAAACCCCUGGCUCCGGCGGAAAGGAAGCCCAAGGCUCUCAGGCUGCUGGAACCGCGGUUUGAGGCGGUUUACGACGACAAGCGGCGGCCCAAGAUGUCCAAGGCCAAGGAAGAGCGGGCCAAGCUGCUGCACAAGAUUAAGCGCGAGAAGAAGGGCGCCAUCCGUGAGAUCCGCAGAGAUACUGCCUUCGUUCAGGAGCUCAAGCUCAAGCAGACGCUGCGAAGCGACAAGGAGCGCCACGAGAAAGUCAAACGCAUCUACCAGGAGGCAUCUAUGCAGCAGGGCGAGCUCAACGAGUUGGCCCGUGCCAAAAAGAAGAAGAAGUUCUAGAUGUGCUCCAACUAGGUUGAUGUUGAAUUAGAUUUUAGCUAGACUUUACACUAAAACUGAGAGUAAAGAGCAGCGCAUUGCAGCUUCUAUUUUAAUAACACAAA
Messenger RNA from Drosophila elegans, 2754 nucleotides. Its product is annotated as nucleolar protein 14 homolog. Gene Ontology annotation, biological process: maturation of SSU-rRNA. NCBI's taxonomy places the organism in Eukaryota, Metazoa, Arthropoda, Insecta, Diptera, Drosophilidae. The record is from RefSeq and is a predicted model, not a curated record. The transcript has 3 exons. Gene Ontology annotation, cellular component: nucleolus; Noc4p-Nop14p complex; small-subunit processome. The coding region runs from base 95 to 2650 and encodes 851 amino acids.